Perkinsus marinus ATCC 50983 is the source of this 980-nucleotide messenger RNA. RefSeq lists its product as hypothetical. Gene Ontology annotation, biological process: transport. The transcript has 2 exons. Gene Ontology annotation, molecular function: transmembrane transporter activity. NCBI's taxonomy places the organism in Eukaryota, Perkinsozoa, Perkinsida, Perkinsidae. Bases 1 to 915 code for a protein of 304 amino acids. The record is from RefSeq and is a predicted model, not a curated record.
AUGCCGACCAAAGCCAUCCCGUCGGCGUUCGACACUUUACCCCCAGUUACAGGGGCUGCGGUCGUGACUGCCUUCGCGAUGUACCCGGUGGAUAUCGUCCGGGCCUUGGUGAUGGCCCAAGCUUCGGGGCAACGCUCGUCCGUGUCGACCUUGGUUAAGAACUUCUAUCAGACUCAUGGCGCAUCCGGCUUCGUCUCAAAAGGGUUGGGUGCAGAGAUGAUGCGUGCAACCUUCUCCAGAGUUAUCAAGUUCUGGCUGCAGCCAAUUUUUCAUCAGAGGGUCUUCAACGCCAAACAGAAGGACGGUACCCCGUUCUCGAAGGGUGUAGCGGGUUCGCUUGCUACCAUACCCGAAGUCAUUGCCAUAUCACCAUUCGAGAAUGCCAAGUUGGCUCAGCAGUUGGAUGCUGAAGGGAAGUUCAAAGGCACUGCUGAUACUAUGAGGCAUCUGGUUCGUACGCGAGGAGCAGUUGGCUUGUAUAUCGGCUAUACGGGUAUGCAACUUCGUCAGAUGCUUUGGACGGGAGGCUACUUUUUCUCAUUGGAUAUAUUCCGCGAACAAACUGAUAAGGUCCUUGGUCGCGGUAAAAUGUCGGACACGGCGAGCGGGUUCUGUGCUGGUGUAUUUGGUACGGCCUUGAACUGUUGGUGUGAUGUGGUUCGUACAGUCAUCCAGAAACAAGCAGUAGCCGAGACUUUCAAUCCCGAGAUAGUCCGUCCCCCGCUCACUCCUGGAUACUUUAUCUCUGGUGUCACCGACAUGUUUAAAACCGCGGCUGAUAUAGCAGCCAAGAGGGGUAUUGCAGGCCUCUAUUCAGGCUUCUUGGUGAAGUCUUGUUAUCUUGGCGGUUCGGGAGCCUUCCUUGCAGUACUCGUACCACGCUUCAAACACAUGUGGGGAUGUCCUCUGGAUUAGUCUAUUUUUGGUAGUCGAUACCGUCAAUCGGUUAGCUCGCGUAGGAGAUCAUAUUAGCGUUUCUG